AUGCGAGAUAAAGAAGAAAUCACGGACUACCGCUUCAUUCCUGAACCGAAUCUACCCUUUCUCAAGAUUCGCCCGGAGUGGGUAACUGAAUGUGCAGCGUCAGUGUCAUCUGAGCCAAGUUACGUGAAGUACCAACAACUUGGUUUCAACCCUAGGCGUGCCGUUCAUUACGCUGAAAAUCCCACACUUUCACGUUUUGUGGAUUUUUGUGCUGACCGUGUGAAGAACAUCGGGACGGAGGAAUUCAUUGCAUGGAUGAAGGAGCUGAAAAUGAUGAUGCAACGGAGCAAAGCAGUGUAUCCUCCGGAAGAUCCUGAAUUUGCGAACCAGUUCAUGACGGUUGUUGAGUUCUACGUGGGAGGAAGGAUCACGAAACAACGAGCUCUCGCGACUUUGAGAGGAUUUCUCAGCAACCUGCAGGAUGCAGAGCAGCUUUUCAACGAAAAGAACCUCUGGCGAAUAACAGACGAGACUCUCAUAGACGAAAUGGUGGAAGCGAUUCUGACGAAGAACGAGAAGCUACUUGAGAAAGCUUUGGCUGGGCAUGCGAAAUCGUUGACGCGACUCCGAGGGCUUGUCGUGGACUCUUCUGAGAAGCGAAUAGAUGCCGACGAAGCCGAAAGAGCUGUUCUGGCAAAAUUGACCAAGUUAAAAGGUCCCACUGUAGUAAAGAAAAGCGCUGGACCUUAG
Molecule: messenger RNA, 690 nt
Organism: Cooperia oncophora
Lineage: Eukaryota; Metazoa; Nematoda; Chromadorea; Rhabditida; Trichostrongylidae
Source: the annotation of a GenBank genome assembly